Cherax quadricarinatus is the source of this 2509-nucleotide messenger RNA. Its product is annotated as A disintegrin and metalloproteinase with thrombospondin motifs adt-2. Gene Ontology annotation, biological process: extracellular matrix organization; proteolysis. Gene Ontology annotation, cellular component: extracellular matrix. The record is from RefSeq and is a predicted model, not a curated record. NCBI's taxonomy places the organism in Eukaryota, Metazoa, Arthropoda, Malacostraca, Decapoda, Parastacidae. Gene Ontology annotation, molecular function: metalloendopeptidase activity.
AGAGAAAAGUCGACUGGCCAAGCUCUACUAGCCAAUGCAGUCUAUUGUGAUCAACUAGAGAGGUCACACUGCUGCUUGUAGGUCACCAUCUUCUGUGACCUUUUGUUGUGUUUGAAAUAAGAGACUUGUAUUGAUAUUAUACAGAGACACACGAGGCCUGCACCUCCAGGCACUCAUAUAUCUUCACAUUCCUGACACAGUAGAAGUGGUGCUGCAGGAGGUGGUCCCCGGCGUGUGAUGGUGGAGGUGUGUGUGUGUCAGGAUGCAGGGCAGGUGGGCAGGCUUCAGCAGGUGGUGUGGGCACAGCAGGAGAGCAGAACCAGCAGGUGGUGUGGACCAGAUGGUGCUGCUGGAAGUGACCAUCUUACUGCUGCUGCUGCUGGAGGCACACACAACUCAGGGUUUUAAGACUCCAGACACAAGUGUGAAGCUGAAGAAGGAGGAUCUUAAGUUCUUGUUCGGAGACGCUGACGUACCGCCACACUCCAUCAUUAACAUCAAGAGUCACUCCAGGGAGAAAAGGUCAUCGUCCAACCUAACGGAGUACCCUGGAUUUAUUGACCUGACCCUCAGUGAUGACCACGACCAGGUGGAGUUCGAGUUACGACCCAACUACGACCUGUUGUCGCCCAGGUUUAUGUUGGUGGUACGUGGGGAGGAGGGUGUGACCCAGGAGAGGGGCGUGCCCGGCCACACCUGUUAUUACUCUGGUCUGGCCAAGGGCAGACCUGACACUGCUGCAGCUCUCUCCAACUGUGACGGUCUGGGAUAUACUGGGGUGAUUAUGUCGUCAAACUACACUCACCUGGUACGACCUCUGCCGACCAAUCAUCUACGUAGACGACGUCAGACAUCAUCCAACAAGGAUGUGCACGAGGCUGGUGGCGUCACCGCUGAUGGUCUCCACGUCAUCCAUAACAAGAACAAGAACUCCAAAUGUGCCGUCUUUGAUCUGAACGCCAUGAGAGCUCCUCGUGUAAUCAUAGACCUGGCUAAUGAGAACAACAUUGAACAAAAUGAUGAACAAAGCAGUGAUAACAGUGGUGAUACAAGCCACCACAAGAUAGAUAAGCGUGCCACCACUGCUGAUAGACAGAUUGAGACAGCUGUGUUUGUUGACGAUGCUAUGUAUAACGUUAUCAAAGAUCGUAAUCCCAGCUUAGACGUUAUAAAAACCAUCACUGACUUAGUGUUGACUAUCAUGAACGCGGUACACCUGAUGUACAACUCACCCUCACUGGACACACAUCUGACCAUCACACUGGUCAGACUUGACAUCAUCAAGUCAUCCUCCAGCGGUCCACCCAAGGCCAGCGGUAACAUUCAACUGUACCUGAGCAACUUCUGUGGCUGGCAGAUGGACCAGAAUGAAGAAGCAGCCAAGACAGGAGACGCCUGGGACCACGCACUUAUGCUCUCUGGCCUCGACCUGUGGGAUGGCAAACCCGACGAGACCACAGUCAUAGGUCUGGCAUGGGUAUCAGGAAUGUGUCAGUCCAGGUACUCGUGCACCAUCAACGAAGGCACUAGCUUCGAAGCAGUCUAUGUUAUCACCCAUGAAAUGGGACACAACCUGGGUAUGUCUCACGACGGGUCACGGGAGGACAGAAACACGUGUGACGGCACAAAAUACCUCAUGUCACCCUCGACGGGGCCGGGCAAGGUCACCUGGUCUAAAUGUUCCAACAAGGAGCUCAAGACCUUCCUGAAGUCCCUACAACCAGACUGCCUCUCCAACCAGGCCAGGACGGCUCGCAACUUGGAGUUCGACAAAAAUCUGCUACCAGGUGAGAGGUACACCAAGGAGGAACAGUGUACCUUUGCUGAGGGAUCCGCCUUCAAGCCCUACGUCACCUCUAAAAACCCUUACAACGACGUGUGUCGGGAGCUGUGGUGCCAGAAUACAACCCAUGCCAUCCGUACCCACCCGGCAUUAGAGGGCACCACCUGUGACCUUAAGAAGUUCUGUAUCAGCGGACAAUGUGUACCGAAGCCGGACAAGACGCCUCCAACUUCGGACUCGGGCACCAAGAAGGAUCCGUCACCAGCCAGCGGAACUAACACCAAUCAAAUAGACACCACACCAUCCAGUGGCUUUUCUAGCUUAUUUAGGAGAAUCAGGAAUCUCUUCAGCAGGUAUCUGGCACUCACCGGAGGACUGCCGGAAUCUGUGUUUACAUCAAGUUGGAAGCUUACUAACGUGUCAGCUUGCUCAGCUGCCUGCGGUGGCGGCUGGCAGAAAAGUGAGAUCACCUGCACAGCGUCAGAGGGAACUAUAUAUCUUACUGACGCCAUGUGUGACCCACAGUCGCGACCUCCUGUCAAGGCUGCCUGCAAUACCGUUCCUUGCAUUGCAGGUCACACGCAGCGGAAACAGUCCCCGAAUGCAUAAUGCAGGAUCGUUUGUAGAUCAGUGAUAUCACCAAGUCAAGCUCCUGCUUUUUUAAAUCAUAACUCCUUGCUGUGUAGUGGCUUGUCAUGUAGUACAUUACCUCAGUUGUCUCAUAUU